This is a messenger RNA of Xiphias gladius (swordfish), 1068 nucleotides long. RefSeq names its product solute carrier family 25 member 35 (gene slc25a35). The record is from RefSeq and is a predicted model, not a curated record. The transcript has 5 exons. NCBI's taxonomy places the organism in Eukaryota, Metazoa, Chordata, Actinopteri, Istiophoriformes, Xiphiidae. Bases 66 to 962 code for a protein of 298 amino acids.
UGAGGGACAGGUUGGACUGGCAGCAGGCUUGAACUCCACAUCUGUCCUCCCUCCGGACGGUCGCGAUGGAUUUCGUGCUGAGCGGAGCGGCGGCCUGCGGAGCGUGUCUGUUCACCAACCCGCUUGAGGUCGUCAAAACGCGAAUGCAGCUGCAGGGAGAGCUCCAGAGCCGGGGCACCUACCAGGUUUACUAUCGCAACGUGUUCCACGCUUUCUACACCAUCGGUAAGGUGGACGGACUGGCCGGCUUACAGAAAGGACUGGCGCCCGGGCUGGUUUAUCAGUUUUUUAUGAAUGGAGUCAGACUCGGCUCGUACGCCAUCAUUGAGUCCGCCGGUUACAUACACACCAAUGGAAGAGUCAGCGCGCUCAAAACCACGUUCGCAGGUGCCGUGGCUGGGGUGGUGGGGGCCGUGAUGGGCAGCCCCAUAUACUUGGUGAAGACUCAUCUGCAGAGUCAGUCUACCUCCUCUAUUGCGGUUGGACAUCAGUAUAAACACCAGGGGAUGGUCCACGCUCUGGCAGCCAUCUACAGGGAGCAUGGCAUUCUGGGACUGUGGAGGGGCUCCAGUGCUGCUGUACCGAGGGUCAGCGUGGGGUCAGCCGCUCAGCUCUCCACCUUCUCCGCCUCCAAGGAGCUUGUGAUUGACCUGCAGGUUUUCUCAAAGGACAGCUGGUUGGUGGCCCUGAGCGCCGGCAUGAUCAGCAGCGUGGUGGUGGUUUUGGCUAUGACACCUUUUGACGUGGUGAGCACACGGCUCUACAACCAGCCCGUGGACCAUCUGGGCAAGGGGCGGCUUUAUAAAGGAUUCGCUGACUGCUUUUCCAAGACGCUGAGGAAGGAGAGCUUGACGGGACUCUACAAAGGCUUGGGAGCCUCUUAUUUCCGGCUCGGUCCACACACCAUUCUGUCUUUGUUCUUCUGGGAUGAACUGCGCAAACUGUACCACCAGUUCAGAUAGCACCAGGGACAAGGAGACUUGGAAAUGGGUAACUCAUUAAGCUCUGAGUGCAUAGGCUAAAUGAGUCUUCCUUUCUUGAAUUUACUAUUAUGAGGUGAAAGUAAAA